UCAGAGCGUUCAACAGGAUCAAUUAUCUUUUGCCUGUGCCCAUGGACGCCGAAAAAUCUCCAGCUGAAACUGUCCUCAUUACAGGAGGAGGAGGUUAUUUCGGUUUCUGACUAGGCUGUGCUCUGAACCAGCAGGGAGUCCAUGUGAUUCUGUUUGACAUCAACAGCCCUGCUGAAACCAUUCCAGAAGGAAUCAAGUUUGCACGGGGAGACAUCCGCCACCUCUCUGACGUAGAGAAUGCCUUCCAGGAUGCGAACGUCACUUGUGUGUUCCAUAUUGCCUCUUACGGCAUGUCAGGAAGGGAGCAACUCAAUGGAAACCUGAUCGAAGAAGUCAAUGUGGGGGGCACAGAUAAUGUCCUCCAGGCCUGUCGGAGGAGAGGGGUGCCCAGGUUAGUUUACACCAGCACUUUCAAUGUCAUCUUUGGAGGUCAAGUUAUCAGAAACGGGGAUGAAUCUCUGCCUUACCUACCUCUUCACCUCCACCCCGAUCACUACUCUCGGACCAAAUCUAUUGCGGAAAGGAAGGUGCUGGAGGCAAAUGGUACGCUCCUGGAAACAGGUGAUGGUGUCUUAAGAACCUGUGCUCUGAGGCCAGCUGGCAUCUAUGGGCCUGGAGAACGAAGGCACCUUCCCAGGAUAGUGAGCUACAUUGAGAGGGGGCUGUUCAAGUUUGUGUACGGGGAUCCCGGGAGCCUGGUGGAGUUUGUCCAUGUGGAUAACUUGGUGCAGGCUCACAUCCUGGCUUCAGAGGCCCUGAAAGCUGACAAGGGCUAUAUUGCCUCUGGGCAGCCCUACUUCAUCUCAGAUGGCAGACCAGUGAACAACUUCGAGUUCUUCCGGCCUCUGGUCGAGGGCUUGGGCUACACAUUCCCAUCCACCCGCCUGCCCCUAUACCUCAUCUACUGCUUUGCUUUCCUAACAGAGAUGGCCCACUUCCUUCUGGGUCGACUCUACAACUUCCAGCCCUUCCUCACCCGCACUGAAGUUUAUAAAACUGGUGUCACACAUUAUUUUAGCUUAGAGAAAGCCAAGAAAGAGCUAGGUUAUGAGGCUCAGCCCUUUGACCUCCAGGAAGUAGUAGAAUGGUUUAAAGCCCACGGUCACGGGAGAAGUCCUGGAAGUCAUGGCUCAGAGUAUCAUGUUUGGAGAGGGCUGUUGGUCUUCUUCUUGGUUAUAGCAGUUCUCACCUGGCUGCUGCCUUCUGUGAUUCUGUUGCUGUGAAGGAGGGCCUGGAAAUAAAGAGCUGGUCCCGCUUGCUGAGAUGGUUUUCAAGAAACAUGGGUUUUAAAAUCUAUACUGUGCUAUUAUAUCUGGUACCAAACUUUGGCUCUUAAAAUUGCUACUUAAGAAACGUAGAUUAAAUCUUUCUCACUUCCUUGCACUAAUCCUGAUGGCAGAAUAAAAGAAGCAAAGUUUGAAA
Molecule: messenger RNA, 1422 nt
Organism: Microcebus murinus (gray mouse lemur)
Lineage: Eukaryota; Metazoa; Chordata; Mammalia; Primates; Cheirogaleidae
Source: RefSeq, a predicted model, not a curated record